AUAACGUCAAUAUUUUGAGAUAACCAAUAAACCGAAGCUGAAGCCAGAAAACGAAAAUGGAAACGGAAACGGUAGCCACCACAUAACUUGUAAUCGGAAACUGUAAUCAUCUUCUUCAAGGGGAGAGAGAGAUCGAGUUUAAUGGAGCUACUGCGGUUGCACCUGCACCCUGCUCGUGAUGUCCCCGUUCACUCUUGUCUCUCCAACUCCACCUCCACCUCCUCUCUUCUCCCCACCUACCACCUACUCUCCCUCCGCCGCCGCCGUUUCCCGCCUCCGGAAGCAUGCUCGGCCGACGUUGACGCCGCCCUGCCUCUUCCGUCGAUAGCGGUGCCCGAGCACGCCGGCGGGAAGAUGGUGGUGGAACUCAUCGGAGCAUUCAAUGAGCUGACGGAAAGGAUGAACGUGUUGUCAACGAGCUCAUCUCGUGUGCUGUUCAAGUCCCUGAAACUCUCCAUUCCAAUCUUGCAAAAUUGCCCUCUUUCCCCUGAUGGCCGUUCCCCUCUCUCCAAAGCCUUAUCCGUUGCCAUCGUCCUCGCCGAUCUCCAGAUGGAUGCUGAGGUUAUCUCUGCUGGGAUUUUGAGAGAGGUCUUCGAGGCGGGUGAAGUGACUAUACAUGAAAUCCGCAACCAAAUCGGUACUGGCACUGCGCACCUGCUGCACGAGAGUUUGCGUUUGAAGAACAUCCCAUACAGAGUUGAUGUUCUGGAUGAUGAUAAUGCUGCUGCGUUGAGGAAGUUCUGCUUGAUUUACUAUGACAUUAGGGCCCUGAUUUUGGACUUGGCUCUGAAGCUUGACAUGAUGAGGCAUCUCGAUUAUCUACCAAGAUAUAAGCAGCAGAUCCUUUCUCUGGAGGUUAUGAAAAUAUAUGCUCCUCUUGCUCAUGCUGUGGGAACUAAUCACUUAUCACUUGAAUUGGAAGAUCUCUCAUUUCAGUACCUAUUUCCUUAUUCUUAUCUGUAUGUUGAUACCUGGUUGCAAAGUCAUGAAACAGGGGGUAGAUCAAUUAUUGAUAUAUAUAGGGAAGAGCUAUUCCAAGCGCUAAAAGCCGAUACCUUGCUCACAGCACUGGUUGAUGAUAUAUCAGUUGAAGGUCGGUAUAAAAGUCGUUACAGUACAAUGAAGAAGCUCUUGAAGGAUGGUCGGAAGCCAGAAGAUGUAAAUGACGUGCUUGGCCUGCGAGUGAUAUUAAAUCCAAAGCCUGGAGCUGGAGCUGGAGAUAGUGCAUCGGAAGCUGGUGAGAGGGCAUGCUACAGAGCUCAUCAAAUCAUCCAAUCUAUGUGGAAAGAAAUUCCUCAUCGGACAAAAGAUUAUAUUGCCAGCCCCAAACCUAAUGGAUAUAAAAGCUUACAUAUGGCGGUAGAUGCAAGUGACAAUGGUAGGACCAGACCAUUGAUGGAAAUACAGAUCAGAACAACUCAGAUGGACAGGUUAGCUGUUGGCGGAACGGCAUCACAUUCAUUAUACAAGGCAGGACUUACUGAUCCGGUGGAGGCAAGGCGUCUGAAGACAAUCAUGCUAGCUGCAGCUGAGCUGGCAGCUCUGCGACUUAAAGAUCUUCCAAACACAAACCAUAAGGGGAUUGAGAUUGACCAGAGGGAUAGAGUGUUUCGGCUUCUUGAUAAGAAUGGAGAUGGUAAAAUUAGCAUAGAGGAACUUACAGAGGUAAUAGAAGAGCUCGGUGCACCAGGAGAAGAUGCCCGAGAGAUGAUGCAACUCCUUGAUUCAAACAGUGAUGGCUCCCUGAGCUCUGAUGAAUUCCAUAUGUUCCAAAAGCAGGUUGAGUUGGUGCGUUGUUUAGAGGCUAGAGAUGAUCAAUACAAGAAAUUGUUGAAUGAUAAGCUUCAUAUGGCAGAUGACAGUGGUUUGAUUCAUGUAUAUAGUAAGGAGUUUGGAAACAGGCUUGCGAGUUAGUGCUGCAUCCAAUUGAUAUGAACAAAACUUUAUGAUAUUAUUAUGAAGAGCAAUGCUAGGGGGCCAGCAAUUUUUGUGAUUGUUAGCCAUCAAUUAGCCAUCAAUAAUGAUUUGAUGGUGUGAGAUUGGUGUAAGAUUUCAUCCAAUGGCUCACCUUCCUCUGCUGGUUACAUGCUGGCCAAAAUUCAACAAAACUGCUGGUCCCCUAGACUUUUCCUAUUAUGAAAGGUUACCCACCAUGACCUCUCUUACACCAAUCCAACAACCAAUAUUAUAAUAACAACAACCAAUCGUCCUCGUCCUCGUCCUCGUCAGCUUAAGCUAGUCCCAGAUAACUGAUAUAAUUGCCAUGUAAAUAAGUUUUUUUUUUUUUUUUGUAUUGCCAUGUAAAUAAGUUACUAACGGUUGCAGGCAAGAUGGGCCUAAAUGAGCAGUUUUUCUCGGCUCCCUUAGGGCUGUCAAAAUGGGUCGAGCCCGUUGGAUAGGCCUGUUUAACCACUUAAAUAGGUGGGUUUUGGCUACCAAAAUAGGUCUGCAAAGACGAGAUGUUUAGCCUUAAUAUGAAAGAAGGGUUUUGGGAAAAGAAAAAGACGUGGUCAACGGAGGUCAGGUGCUUGUCCGACGGCAGUUAGUGGUGGUAUGAUGUUGGUUUGGUGGCGGCCGAUGGUGGCAAAAUGGUGAUAAUUGGUGAUAACUGUAGAUAUCAUAUUGUCACGGCUUUGGACACACUCCAACGCUACCGUGCCGGCAUUCGAACUUAUUCAAUUUCUUGAGUUAAGACCAAGUCAGCCUAACCCUCAAUACUUAGCAAAAAAGUUAAGAAUACAAGAGAACACAAGAGAAAGGAAGUUUUGGUGGAAAAACACUUUAUUGCUUAAGUGUUUAUUACAAAUGAUUCAUCCAUGACUCACACUAACUCUCACCUCCUAUUUAUAGCCAUCCACCUCCUCAAUGGAUGGUUAAGAUUAAAUCUAAUCAACUGUCUAGAUUAAUCAUCUAGAACCUUCUUUACAAAUAUCUAUCCUACCACUACUUUCUAAAUACUUCUAGAUUGUUCCAUACUACUUUUCAUACUUCUAUAUACAUCCACACUCUUCUAGAAUAUUCUAUGAUCUUCUAGAGUCUUUUAGAACCUUCUAGGGUAUUCCGGGAUCUUCUAGGACAUUGUAGAACGUUCCGGAAUCAUUUAGAGCAUUCUCAAAUAUUCUAGAAAACUCUACAAACACUGUUAAAUUUAACCUUCUAAAAUUUACCGUGACAUUCUCUCCCACCUAAUGUGCAUACGUCCUCGUCGCGUUCCGUUCAUGAUAGCGCUCUAGGUGUUCUUGGAAUUGCCACAGAUCUUCAUGAGCUUCCCAACUAGCUUCGGUUAUCAAGAGCCCUUUCCACUUGAUUAAGUAUUGGAUACUUGGUGGUACCCCUCUUCGUCGCACGAUGCGAUUAGCUAAGAUCUCUUCGAUUUCUUUAUCAAAGGAUCUAAUUACCACGUGCGGAGCACGACUCGAGUCACCUCCACUCGAUUCGUCUUGGUCUCCAUGAUAUAGUUUAAGCAUACUCACAUGGAAGACUGGGUAGAUCUUCAUAGAGGGAGGGAGUUGUACUUUGUAAGCAACCUCUCCAACACGUCCAAUGAUCUCAAAUGGCCCUUCGUAUUUGCGGAUUAAACCCUUAUGAACUUCGCGAAAGGCUUUGAAUUGUUGUGGAAGAAAUUUGAUCAUUACCUUGUCUCCCACUUGAUAGCUUGCAUGCCUCCUCUUCUUAUCUGCCCAUUUUUUCAUCCUCUUGGCAGCUUUGUCGAGGUAAGAACGAGUGACAUUUGCUUGUUCUUCCCAUGACUUAAUCAUAUGAUAAGCUCCAAGGCUCUUCCCUGAGUAAGAGGAAGAAAGAGAGUAACGUGUAAGCAGCUGUUAUUGAUGAGCGGAUAAUUUAUACGCUUUUUGACAUUGUUUUUACAUAGUUUUUAAUAUGUUUUAGUUACUUUUCAGUAUAUUUUUAUUAGUUUUUAUGUAAAAAUCACAUUUCUGGACUUUACUAUGAGUUUGUGUAUUUUUUUGUGACUUCAGGUAUUUUCUGGCUGAAAUUGAGGGACUUGAAAAAAAAUCUGAUCCAGAGGUUGAGAAAGGACUGAAGAUGCUGUUGGAUUCUGACCUCUCUGCACUCGAAGUGUAUUUUCUGGAGCUAUAGAAGCCCAAUUGGCGCGCUCUCAAUUGCGUUGGAAAGUAGACAUCUUGCGCUUUCCAGCAACGUAUAAGAGUCUAUACUUUGCCUGAGAUUUGAUGGCCCAAACUGGCGGCCAAACGUCCACCAGAGACCCUUUUCUAGCGUAAAACACCAGAGCUGGCACCAAAGCUGGAGUUAAACGCCCAAACUAGCACCAAAACUGGUGUUUAAACUCCAAGAAGAGCCUAUGCACGUGAAAGCUUCAAUGCUCAGCCCAAACACACACCAAGUGGGCCCCAGAAGUGGAUUUCUGUAAACCUAAUUUACUAGUUUAGUAUAAAUAGCACUUUUUACUAUUGUAUUCAUAUCUUUAGAUCAUUUUUGAGACUAUCUUUGGAUCACUUUUGAUCUCUUGAUCACGUUUUGGGGGCUGGCCAUUUGGCCAUGCUUGAACCUUCAUCACUUAUGUAUUUUCAACGGUGGAGUUUCUACACCUCAUAGAUUAAGGUGUGGAGCUCUGCUGUUCCUCAUGAAUUAAUGCAAAGUACUAUUAUUUUUC
Arachis stenosperma is the source of this 4633-nucleotide messenger RNA. RefSeq names its product probable GTP diphosphokinase CRSH, chloroplastic. Gene Ontology annotation, biological process: guanosine tetraphosphate metabolic process. The transcript has 4 exons. Lineage: Eukaryota; Viridiplantae; Streptophyta; Magnoliopsida; Fabales; Fabaceae. Gene Ontology annotation, molecular function: calcium ion binding. Bases 142 to 1914 code for a protein of 590 amino acids. The record is from RefSeq and is a predicted model, not a curated record.